This is a messenger RNA of Batrachochytrium dendrobatidis JAM81, 485 nucleotides long. RefSeq lists its product as uncharacterized. The transcript is spliced from 2 exons. Gene Ontology annotation, biological process: carbohydrate metabolic process. The annotation marks the transcript as partial. Gene Ontology annotation, cellular component: membrane. Lineage: Eukaryota; Fungi; Chytridiomycota; Chytridiomycetes; Rhizophydiales. The record is from RefSeq and is a predicted model, not a curated record. Gene Ontology annotation, molecular function: chitin deacetylase activity.
GUUACUACGUGUCCUCAACAAAAUCAAUGGGGACUGACAUAUGACGAUGGACCUGGCCCAUUGACUGACGAUCUUCUUGGCGAACUUGCCAAGCGAAAGACAACAGCAACGUUUUUUGUUAUUGGAUCUCGUGUGCUGGAACGACCAGAUGUUUUAUUAAGAACAUACCAAGCAGGACACCAUAUCGGCAUUCAUACAUGGAGUCAUCCAUAUCUGUCGACUGUAUCAAAUGAGCAAAUCAUUGCUGAAAUCACUUAUACUAUCAUGGCAGUCAAGACCGUGAUUGGAGUUACGCCUGCGUUUGUGCGUCCUCCCUAUGGUGAUAUUGAUGAUCGUGUACGUACAGUACUAACCAACUUGGGACUCACGAUUGUCGAGUGGAAUGUGGAUCCACAAGAUACUGCAGCACGCGGAGAUGUUGCACAACAGUUUGCUACUAAAGCUAAUGCUGGUAGUGCAGGUGUCAUUUCACUUGAACACGACAU